Colletotrichum higginsianum IMI 349063 is the source of this 1623-nucleotide messenger RNA. RefSeq names its product C6 zinc finger domain-containing protein. The record is from RefSeq and is a predicted model, not a curated record. Gene Ontology annotation, biological process: double-strand break repair via nonhomologous end joining. Bases 1 to 1623 code for a protein of 540 amino acids. Gene Ontology annotation, cellular component: nucleus; DNA ligase IV complex. Gene Ontology annotation, molecular function: DNA end binding. Lineage: Eukaryota; Fungi; Ascomycota; Sordariomycetes; Glomerellales; Glomerellaceae. The transcript has a single exon.
AUGACAACCCCGCCAAUAUGGCGCCAAUUGCCUAUCUCGCCGUCAACCGGACUGCCUAAUCUCUUGGUGUCGACGAGUUUCUCAACAGCGGCGUACACGAUACACGUCACAGACCUAGCAAACUUAUGGGUAGAGUCCCUGGAUCGAAAGGCCAUCUACAAGCGCAGCCUCAACGAGUCCACCAGCAUCGACCCGACGGAUAGUGACAGCAACAUGCGUGCCUUUCUUUCAAAGAUCAGAUCCGUCUUUGAACCUUCGCAUCCAGACCAUGACAGAGCAUCUAUGACGUUGUCGACGACCCCUAGCAAAGAAGCAGGGGACGAGGGCCUGACUCUGAACAUCACCUGCGAGUUGGAAAAUAUGAACCCUCUGGAAUGGCCCGUGUAUUUGCAAAAGUGCUCUCGGUCCGACCUCGCCACGGAGCUUGUUGUACCACUGGCACAAGCACACUCGAACGGGCGCAGACAGGUCGAGUCCCUCAAGGAGAUUAUCAAGCAAAAGGACGCCAUCAUCAUGAAGCUCCUCGACAAACUCGAGGCCACUGGCACCCGCCUAGAGAACGUGUUUACUGUCCUAUCCGCCAAGCAGAAGCCCACGAGAAAGAUGGCCGAAGACAAGGUCAAGGGGCUAGCCCCCUUUCGACCUGAAGAGUGGAAGGCUCAGCUGGGUGAGGAUCAAGUUGACUUGUCCAGUCUAUUCCAGGACGUGUUUGGUGCCGACGGACUUGAAUAUCGUCGAAAAGUAGACGUGAAUGACACAACGUCGCUUGACAACUGGUGGACAAUAUCACAGACCUCGUGUAUCCCUAUCGUGGGACCAAAGUCAGGCUCACGCCAAAGCCAGCAGGAAACGUCUUCAUCUGGCGCAGGCCAGCUGCAAAACAAGGGUGACGAGACCAAGGGCGACGACGAUGAUGACGAUUUCCAAGUGCAAUCAACGCCGCCACAUCUCAUUUCCACUCGCAAGCGUUCCGUCAUACCCUCGUAUGGGAACGAUGACGAUAGCACCGAGGAUGAGGAUACUUCGCUGAUACCUGACAGCGUUCCCGUGCCUCCGUUGGAGCAGAAGGCCCAACCUUCACGUUUGGGAACGAUAGGAAGGAGGGUCACACCCACGUCAACUGGCGCACCGUCUCUUCACAAAGCACCGGAACCUGACGGAUCCGAGACCGAGACGGAGUCUGACGAGGACGCUACCGCCUCGUUAGCUGAGGCUUCAUCGCCACCUCAGCGUGCCGAACCGCGGCCCGGUGCGAGGGAACCAAAGAGUGGGCUUGGUCUUAUCGGGGGCCAAGCUCGACGGUCCAAGACUCCGGGAUCUCCCAACAAAGAACCAUUGAGUCGUGUCGGUGGAGAGCCAGAGCAUUCCGACGCCAAGUCACCCGAGCCGCCAAAGAGAGUCGGGCUAGGUCGCAUCGGCGGAGGCACCCGCCCUCUCAAGGUGGCCGAACCGCCGCCUACUACGGCGGCAGAGGAGCGAGGCCGAUCACAAGCAGACACAGAGCCUCAGGCGAGACUCAGGGAAACCUCGCAGGAACGGGCGAACAGAAAGCGAGAUGAGCUUCAGAAGGAGUUGCAGAAAAAGGCCGCGUCAGGACCGGCGCGGAAAAAGCGGAAGUUCUAA